AGGCGAUCCAUCGGAUUAUUUAGGAUUUAUACAUUAUUGAAAAUCUUAUAAAAUCGAAGUAUGUAAUGGGUAUUAUAAUUAUGGAUAGACUGUUUGUACUGUGACUUAGUCUGCAUUACGACACAAAUUGGUUUCCAUUUUUGGAAAGUCAGGCACUUUCCAAGAUGGCGAUUAGACACAACCUAGGUAGUGAACUAGAAUUAUGAGAAGGUUCAUUUAGUGUAUGUAAUAACGUGGUUAUCAUUCAUAUUUGCUUUAAAUAUUGACUUCUGUUUCCUUCAGGAGAACUCGGUAUGUCGAAUGUUAUUUGUUUCAAUGUGUCGCAUAUUUUAGCAGAGAUAGCUGAAAACCACAAUUUUUUGUUUAUAAAUUUCCAUUUGCGAUUAGUUUGAUGUACUACAUCAUCAUGUAGUGUCAGCACGCUGCGUUUCGUUGACUGACGUAUAGUCCAUGAAGCACAAUUUCGGGCAAUGGCUUGAGAGUCGAAAAAAAUGGAGUAUAGAGGAAAGAUGGAAGAAAAGCUGAAGGAGAGAAUUGGAUUUCUGCGAGAUAAACUUGUGCAAGGUAUUGAUGUUGAUAAACUUGUCGCCAUAAUAAAACGGGAUCAGCUCUUGCCGCACGAUCGUAUUGCGGAAAUUGACAAACAAACAACUGCCGGAAAACUUGACAAACUGGUGGACGAAAUUGUAACAGCCAAAGAUGGUGUUUACAGCAAACUACUUUCUGCAGUGGAGCAAACCCAGCAAUGUCGAUUCAUGUAUGGAGUGCCCUCUAAUUCUCCAGCUUAUGUUCACAGAACACCGCCAGUACUGACAGACUCCUACUCAACAUCAUUGACAUCUGACUCGGAUGAUGACCUGAUCCGUAUUCACAAACCAGUAAUGACAGAUACCCACAUAAAGGACUUCUCUGGCUGUAGAAAAGUGACAAACAUCCUCACACAGUAUGGGUAUGGACAUUCGGCCAGCAGCAGUUUUCCUGCCUUGGACCGCUGCUCUCCACUUCCUGUUCUGGAUGAUCACCAUACCCUUGAGCGACUGUCCCCACUAGAGGUUCAACGCAAGCAUAUUGGCUCUGAGAGCCAGUAUGACUGGUUCAAGAAUCAAUUUGAGGGAGCCUUGAGUGAGCUUCAGUCUCUGAAACAACAAAAUGCAGAAAAGAUUGGACAGUUGUCAAAGGAAGCAGAAUAUUUCAGAAACAUAUACAAGAAGUCUGAGGCCCUUGUGCAGCAAAUGCAGGAUGAAGCACGAAGUACAAAAGAACUUAAUGCAGAACUAAUAGCAGCCAAACAGCACCUGCAGGAGACUGUUACACAGCUGGAGAAGCUUCGUGAGGAGGACAAACAUGAACUGGCAGAACUAUGGGCACAGUAUCAUAAGGCGGUAGCUUCCUUUACAGGUCCUACAGCAGGAGCAUCCAAUACUGAUGGUUUUACAGAUAUAUAUGAUGUGUCACUUGAAAAGUAUGAAGUUCUUCGAAAGGAAUAUGACAAGUUACGAGAACGCUAUGCAGACUUAGCUUCAUCACAUUCUUCAGUCCGCUGCCAGCUGGAUGCUGUCGCUGAUGUUCGAAAGCAGUUGGAAGAUGCACGCUUGGAGCGAGAUACUGCUUUGCGUGAGAAGAGACAGUUACAGCAACACCGCGCAGCAGUUGUCCAGAAACUUGAGGAAGCAGUACGUGAGAACCAUGAGGUUGUGUCGAAAAUUACCUGUAUGAGGCAUGAACAUGAGAACUUGCGACAGGUGGUAGCCAAGCAGAUACAGCAGUUACAGAGUGAUUGUAGUAAGGCUUUAGCUGAGCGUGAUGCAGCUGUUCAGGAGUACACACAGAUAAUGUCAGAACGGGACACUGUACACAAAGAGAUUGAACAACUUCAAGACAGGUUAUCAGAAAUGACAGGUCUGACUGAAAAGCUGAAAACAGACAAACUAUCAGCCCUGCAGGAAGUUGAGCAUUUACAACAAGAACUGGCAGCAGCCCUAGCAGCACGAGACAAGUACAAGCUGGAAUCACAGAGUGCAAUGGAGGCUCGAGCACAACUGGAAGCAGAGCGUCGGGAACUGAAAAAGGAAUUUGAGUUAGUGGAGCAACAGCGAGACAUUGCACGCAAAGAGAGGCAUCAGGCGUUGGAACAAAUGGAUGCAUUGAUCAAGGAGACAUAUGAGAAGACACAAAAAGAGAAGGCAGAAGAAAUGGACCAAGUUGCCAAGGAGACCGAGGUCCUAAAGAAGCAGAUUGACAAAAUGAAGAAUGAACUAACUGAUGCAGAACAGGAAGCCAUCGUUGCUACCAAACGCCGUGAUUGGGCCUUUAGCGAAAUUGAUAAGAUUGUACAAGAAAGGGAGAGCAUUCGAACAUUGUGUGAUAACCUUCGUCGUGACCGUGAUCGCGCAGUCAGUGAACUGGCAAAAGCCUUGCGCACAUCUGAUGAAUGUGAGAAACAGAAAAAUGAUGCUGUGAAAGAGUUGAAAGAAGUGAGAGAAAAGUAUGAAGCAUUAGCUGAGAGAGAUGCAAGACGACAGCAACUUAAUUCCAUCAGCCACAACCACAGUCGAGAUUCUGCUAUUGAUGCAGACCUUCAGGAGUGGGAAACAGAGACUUUAGAAAUAGAGCUUGAUGCAGUGGGUGGGCAUGACUUUGGAUUUGAGCUUGUUGGAGGCAAAGAAGAUCCCCAGUUCCCCAGUGACAACUCUCUUUUUGUCAGUCAUAUUAUCAAGGGAGGCACUGCUGAAGGCAAAUUAAGGGUGAAUGAUAUGCUUCUUAAAAUCAACAAUCUUGAUACCACCAACAUUGAACAUCGGCGUGCAAUGCAGGAACUGUGCAAACAUGCCAAGGCACUUACUUUAGUUGUGAGGAGACGCAAGUCUACAUCUACUCGUAUUUGGCAGCCUCUUCAGCUUCUUAUUUCUAGCCAGAAAGAUUCCAGUAUUCAGAUUGAGCAGGCAUUGUUUAUCUCAGCAGUACUUCCAGCAGGAUUUGUGGCCAAGGAUGGCAUGCUGCCAAGUGUUGGGGACAGGCUCAUUAGUAUAAACCAUCAGUCAACAGAGGGUCUGACAGCACGAGAAGCCAUGAAGUUGCUAGACUCGGCAUCGCAGCCUGUAGUACUUGAUGUAGGGCGACAGACAUCUCCUGUCUCCUCUGCUGGUUCUUCACCAACACCUACUAUUGCAUCUGUCCUUUCCCCUCUUACAGGCCACCUGACUCCAACACAGCAGUCUACAGCUAUAUCCAAGCCAGACACACCGACAGCUGGAAUGUGGGAUAGUACAUCAGCAGAUAGCACACGAAGUGGUGGUGGCAGCAGCAAAAAUCUUCGCAGUUCUGGUUCUCAGACUGAUAGCCUUGACUCUCCAGGACCCAGUCCACCCAAGGCUUUACGCAACCACAAUCAUGACAAGGUUCGACAUAGCAUGCCUGUCCUUGACAAAGCCAAGGAGACGGUAGAAAAGAUUUUUCGUUCUCGCCAUAAAAGUCAGGACCGUGAGCAGGUUUGUGAGCGAGAUCACCAACAUGGGGAGGACAAAAUUCCAGAAAAAGAAAAAGAUAAAGAUCAUCACAGAGACAGGGAAAGAGGGCAUAAUAAACGAGAGAUGGAAGAGAAAGGCAGAGAAGUAGGGGUGAGGCUUGUAUCCAGUGUCACACAGACAGCACAUUUGGGACCUGAUGAUGAUGGUGAAAAUCCUGCAUUAGCCUUGAGCAAGACAAGUCCUGAGCCAUGGGGUAGAUCUCGCAAACGUGAAUAUGAGGAAAAUAGCAAUAGUGGAACAUGGCCCAAGUCUCGCAGUGGUCCAUCCAUUAACUGUGCAGUGCCUUCUACAGUGUCUGUAACUCCAGCAAAGGAGCGGCCCUCUAUCAAAGACCCCUUUCUUUUUGAACCACCCAAAUCACGUGAUGGAAGAGGAUGUAGUGGAGGGUAUUCAUUAAGUCAUAAUGGUAUGCAUCAUGUACAACAAAAUUUUGAAUCAACCUUGAAGUGCCCAGUGACAGUGACUGCUCCACAACCCUUGUCUUCCCCAAAAUCAGCACCCCACUUCUGUGUGGGUAUGAUACAAACCCCACCCACUGCCAGUUCUGGUAGUGGAGUUCGUUCUACCAGUGGAGUUCGCUCUUCAUUCCCUCCAAAGUCUGUACACUCUCCAACUGCUCAUCAUGUCAGCUCAUGCUAUCCCAAAAACUCACAACCUAAUCCUCAUCCCAUUCAUCCUUAUUCACAUUCCCAUCCCCAUCAUCGACAUCCUCCUCCCCAUGUUCACCCGGUUUCUCAUUCUCUCACACAGCCACAGUCAUUGCCCAGCCACUCAGGUCCAAAAUAUGUAUUUCCUGAUCCACGUGUAGAACCAGCAACCCAGCAUAUGACUGCAAAACCAGCCGUCAAACCACAGAGGCCCACACCCACUCAGCAGCGAGUGUAUCACACAGAAAAACAGUGGCUCCCUUCCUCACACUGGUUUCCUCCACAUUAUCAUGUAGGGUCACCCCAGUCCUAUCCAGUUCAUCCGGUGUCACCUGAGUGUGCAGUUGCUGCUCGACCAGCCUCCCUUGAAGUUCCUUAUCCCAUUCGGCAUGGAGACCUUCCACUAGAAUCCCUUGAGGCAAAACUGCCUUCACCAGCCGGAUCGUCUGUGGGAUUAGGAUUAUCAGGCCGAUCAUCUCAGUCCUCUCAGCAUCAACAUCACAUUGCCAGAUACAGUACACCACCUGGCACUUUCCCUGGCAUCAGCUUUGAGCUUGAUGUGGAGAAGGUCUUGUGUCAUCCCACACAGCCCUCAUACCCAUCCCCAGACCGCUGCAUCUCUCCUAGCAUGUCCCAGCAGAGUUUCUCUGUGCCAGACCGAAUUACUCCAACACCAAGUGAGGAGACUCCAUUGCGCUAUGCUCGCAACACCACUCAUGGUAGUCACAUUCGACCUGUGUCAGAGGUGGAACAUAGAUAUAUGGUCUUUUCCAAGCAUGAAAAGCUGUUGGAACGCAUCCGAAUUCCAUCCAGUAGUGGUGUCACGCCUAAAUCAGGCUCUGUGGAAAUAGUGUCCAGUCCUGUUUCACCAGGUUUUCGUUUUGACCCAAUUGCAUGUCCAAGCAGGAGAGUUUCUCAGUCCUCUUGCAGGGAGGACUAUAUGUAUAGUCCCCAGCAUCAUGAGACCAGAACAAUCACCUUUGAGAAAAGUUCUGAACCAGUUGGUUUUCAGAUUCAAGGUGGUCCAGCUGGCGGUAUCUUUGUUUCUGCAGUGAAUGACAACAGCUUGGCAUCACAGGCUGGGCUUGUCAUUGGUGACCAGCUUUUGGAGGUUUGUGGUAUCAACAUGCGCAAUGCCACUCAUGAACAUGCUGUGACUGUUUUGCGUCAGUGUGGAGACAAUCUCACCAUGAAAGUUCAGUACAAUCCAGAAAAGUACAUGGAUGGUGCAGAAGUGUCCAGCUCAGUCUCUGUUGUAUCCUCCUUGGCUGCAUCUCCUGCACGUUCCAGGAAGCUUAGCUCAGGGGACAGUGAGCAGUCCACUCCUAAGCAUCAUACUCCUCAGCUGAGCAAAUCCAGCAGUUCUGCUGAUGGCAUCUAUGAACGUCCCCAUGUGGUUCAUUUAAAGCGGCCCAAGGGAGCUAAUGGACCAGGUUUCACAGUAGUAGGUGGCAAUGCUGUGGGGAUAUUUGUUCAUGAGAUUUCACCUGACUCUCCUGCCUUUUCAAAGUUACAACGCGGGGACAUGAUUUUAGAGUAUAACAACAUCAGUUUUGAGGCUAUCACUGCUGAGCAGGCCAUCCAUGAACUGAGUAAACCUUGUUCUAACAUGCGUCUCACUAUUCAAGGCAACAUGGCCAAAUACAGCAAAAUACAGAAUAUCCCAGGGGAUAAAGUGUUUAUCCGUGCCAAUUUUUCACGCACGGCUGAAGGGGAAGGAGAACUGACAUUCUGCAAAGAUGAUAUCUUGGAGGUUGAGAGUACAGUCUAUCGAGGGACUCCUGGCUUGUGGCUGGCUUGGCUGGUUGACCAGUAUGGGGACAAAGUUCACCGUGGCACAAUACCUAGCAGAGUGAGAUUGGAAGAUGAGCUUGUACUGAGGCGCAGUCACUCGGAGAGCUGGAGCUUGGGUGAUUCAGAAGAGCUGAAGGCGUCUCGACGAGUAUCAGGUUCAGCUCGCCGCAGUUUUUUUCGACGCCGGCGACAUCAGCGUAAUAGUUCAAAAGAUAGUCGAGAUCUUGGCUCAUUUUCUGAUGCUUCUCUGAACAGUGAAUCUGUUCCCAUCUUGGAUGAGUCCAUUUUGGGUUAUACGCAAGUGGAGAAAAUAGAGUAUGACCAGAUACGACCUGUUGUGCUUCUGGCACCUCUUGCAGAGCCUCUUAUCAGGAAGCUGACAUCAGAAUCACCUGACAAAUACAAAUUCUGUGAGCCUUGCAUAAUGAGGGCAGCCAUGACAGAUAUGGAACAAUCCCUGGCUGAUGGGCGAUUGAUAGACUACUGGAAGAGAGAGGAUCACUUUGAAUGUGUUCAGGUUUCACACAUCAGAGACAUUUGUGAUAAGAAAAUCCAUUGUCUUUUAAAUACCAAUCCCAGAGCAAUUGAGCGCCUUCACCGUCUGAAGAUAUACCCAAUAGUGAUAUUUGUGCGGCACAAGGGCUCAAAGCAGAUAAGAGAAAUUAGAGAUCCUCAGUUCUUGCCAGAGAAAUUAAGUAACAAGACAUCUAAGGAUAGCUUUGAGCACUUCAACAGAGUGGAGCAGGAAUACAGCCAUUUGUUUUCUGCAACCAUUCAGGGAGGCAAUCUGGCUGAAAUGUGCAUGCAGAUAAAAACCAUAAUCAGUACCGAACAAAAGAAAGCAAUCUGGGUCACUGUGUCUUGUUUGUAGCUUUGACUUUACGUUUAUCUUAGACAUGAGAACAGUAUCAUGUCAAACUGACCAGAUCUACAAGAGUUGUACAGUUUCACAUUCCUUCUGUUGAAAGACAUUAAUUUAUUAAAAGGUGAGCAAGCUGGUAAGAAAAUACUAUCAUUAUUAUAGGACUAUACAGUACGUGAUUCUCUUUGCGACACUCAACAGUUCUCUUCCAGUGGAAUCUUCAUUCCAUGCAAAUAAUUUCAGGACUUAUAACAAUCUCUGCAGCCUGCCUGCUUAUUUUAGUUAUGAGGCAAAUUUGGCAGAUUAUCUUUGUAUCUCUAAUACAGCUAUCCACUUCUGCCAGAUGUGUGAUGCUUUUACUCUUUAUAUAAUGAUUUAAAUAAAGAUGGACAGAACCAAAAUACAUUGCAAUGAUUUUUUUUUCCACAAUUGUGAAUACUAUCAUGCCAGCACAAAAUGCAAAGGCUGAUAUGUUCUUCCUAGUCAUCUCUUGCUGCACUCUAAGUAGGUAAUGUUAAACAUUGUUACUUGUGUGUUUACAGACUCUAAAGACUCCUCUUAUCUUUACUUUUCUGGUGUUAAUAGUCAUCUUCAGUUUUUUUUUAGGCAUUCAUCAUAAGCUUCCUAUGUCACAGUCUUUUCAGGUGUUGAUAGAAAGUUUCUGGUAUUACAGUGAUUGCAAUUUUGUUUUUUCAUUUCAUUAGAAUUUUUUUUAUAGUUUCUGAUACUUUUGUUUUGGAUUGUUUUGUUACGGAUGUUUUGUUUAUCUCAGUCUUAUGCAUCUAGCUUUGUUUUUAUGAUUGCUAGGUUGUUGGAUUUUUUUUUUUUGUUUUUGUUUGUUGUUUUUUUUUGGUUCAUCUUCACUUUAUAGCUCGUUUGUCAAAAAUCAUCUCCUAGUCAGUAGUAAGAUUUUAAUUAAUGCUACAUAACAUUGUAAUCCUUGGUGUCUACUAUAGUAGACAUGAUCUAAAUUUACUCUACACUUUAGCAGUAGCAGCCUUUUUUGCCUAGUUACCCCAGGUGCAUUGUGUUAACAUUUGCUUUGACAGCAUUGCUUUGACUUUUAUGUUUUUACAUUUCAGCAAACAAGGAUUUGAUGCUUUUUGCAAUUGACAGAUUGUAUAGACCUUUUUUUAACAUCAUUCUGUACAUGAAUAUUAAAGGAAUCAAAAAGAGAAAUAUCGAUUUAGGCUUAUAAGACAGACAUAAAAAUUCUGAAUUAUUUCUGUACCAAAUUUGGGGUUGAAAAAUGUUAACUUACAAUUACUGUUGUUUUUAUAUAUCACACUGACAUACUUAAGUGAGGCAUUUCUGUACUUGCAGUUUUGUUGGAAUUUACUUUAUCUUAUAUUUACUUGUUCUGUAACACUUCACCAGCAUAGCAUUAGGGACCAAAGUUAAAUGACUUUCCUAUCACAUGGAUCCACUACAGUCUUAGAGAUGUGAAAAAAAGUAAUAGCACAAGACUAAAAAAUUGCUGGAAAACCCCUAGGCACAAAGUUUUACAUCCCCAAAUAUUUAUUUCAGGAGUGUUGCAUAUUUGUAUGUUAAUUUUUUCUAAGAGAAAAGAGACUGAUAAACUACCUUUUUUUUAAUACAAUGUUAAACUUUUCCAUAACUGAGAGAGCAAGCAUGUACAUGCAACUGUUGGUGAGAUUGGGUUUGCAGAGGGCUGGUUGAAAAUAUAGUAGCCUUGUUUAAUGUGGCUGUAAAACAAUAUCUCCAGAUUUCCUUUUAGAAAAGUAGGACAUUUUUCAAAAUGCUUCAUCUGUACAAAAUUUUGCAAGCUGUUGUGAAUGUGAAAUCAUCUUGUACAUUGCCUUAUCUUUAUCACAUAAUCAGAAAUCUAAUUUUUAUUUAGUGUGAAGAUGUAGUGUACUCAUUUUAUCGUGUUUUGAAUGAUUGAAAUUUGAACUCUUAAAAAAAGAUAUGGCCAUGUUUUGAUUUUUAAACAGCUUUGUUUAACAGGAAGAAUAUCUAGGCAAAUCAUGGAAGUGAGUAAAGCCUAUAUAACAGAAUCUGUAAGCCUUGUAACCUUUCACAAGGUCUUCAAUACCAAAGUGUUGGACCUAUUUUCAGGGUGAUCCUAAAGGGACCUAUCUUAGCUUUCUUUCCAAGCAAUAUACACCAGAAGCAUAGUUAGAAAGUAUAUAGUGUAUUUCCUCUUUUAUGAUUUUAUAGAUGCAUUUUAUGUGACAUUAGCAGGAACACAAAUUGAGGUUAAAAAUACAAACAAGAGAGGCAUUGUGACUUCUGUGGCAAUACCAUACAAAACAUAUAGAUCAGAAACAGGUAAGACAUUGCUGCUAUGCCAGAUAAACUUCUCAAGGACUUCCAUAAUAACUGAAAGAUUUAACGUGUAUGACUCAAGGAUUGCUAAUUAUUCAGCUUAAAAGAAACAUCAUGAGAAAACAACAGCAGUAACAGAAGUCUCUGAUGAUUGAUGCUUCUGAGGCUUGUUUAUAUUCUAACACUACAUGUUUUCCAGAAAGAGUAUGAACAAGAUAAACAUGAGCGCAGACAUAGUAUAAAAGAUUGAAAAUUUCUUCAACCUUUGGAUCUUGCAGCUUCUCCAAGGAAAUUUGGGGGGGUUAAUUGAGUGAUUCUUCACCUUCAGCCUCAUUAAGACAAGGCUAUAGUCACUGACUAUAUUAACAUCUGGGUGUAAUCUUCUAUUUGCCUUGUUGAUACUGGAUUUGAAAAGCCUAGGCAGAAGCAUAAAGAUUUGGUUAUGGACCAGUUCAUCAUCUGACAAGUUGCAAAUUGCCAUCCUUGUUUCCUUGUGAGGAUGGGACUGUUGGCUGAGUCAGAGUCUUUGCCCCUGCCAUUGGUCUUACCAAGGUCAAAGUUACCUACUGUUCCUGCCUAUUGCUGGUAGGUGAUUUGGGCUGAUUUUGAUGUUCCAAAAUUCUUGUUCAGACUAGAAUGUUCUUUCAUGUUGCUGCCUUUAUGACCCUUUUCAACUGUUCUUAAAACUCUUCCACUUCAGUCUCUUCCUGCAUGGAAGUUAGAGUGUAAACUUAAACAAUGGUGACAUAGUGAGGCCUGGCAGAGAUGCAAAUAGAGAUUAGCUUCCAGAAAUGGAUGUAGUACAGCUGAUGACAACUCCAACCACUUCUGUAUAUAUAUGCAUAUGCAGACAACCACACCAUGCUUGAUUUGAUAAGUGUUGGAGAGUCUGUGACCUUCCUCAGUUGCUGUCUCCCCGAAGUCUGACCAUCUCACCUCCACCAGUCCCACAGUGUACCACUGGUACUGUUCUAGCUUGUGGGUGAGAUUUUUUCACCUUGCCACGCUUGUGUAAUAUGUGGAUUUUUAACGUUCCAGUGAAUUUUCGUGUACAUUCAUGGCCCCAGAUUAAAAAUUAAAGUGCUGCAGGCACAGCAUGCUUACUUAUGAAAGUUGGUCGACUAUAUUUCAGCACAUAAGAACCUACCUCGGACUAACAAGCUCAAAAGACACACACACACAAAAAUCCCCCUUCAAAAUAAGUCAAAAAUAAACAUGCCAAAAAAAAAACACAAAAAAACUGUGAUAAGAACCUGAAACUUUCACUUGCUAUCUGACCUGUGCCAUAGGCAAGGUGACAGUCUUAGCAACAAGUUAAGCUUUAUAUUGCCAGUGAUGCAGUCUCUGGAUGAGACUACCCACUCCCCCAGUAUUGUUUGGUCACCAAGACAUGACAUACAACUUAAUUAUGUUUAUAGCUAGCAUUCAUAAAUGGGUUCACCAUAUAUCAGGCAUGUCAAACAUGCAGCUCAUAGGCUGCAUGCGCCCCUUUGCAAGCACACAUGCGGCCCACACAAAUGACACUGUACACUUGUGGUCCUCGUGACAACACAAAUGUGGGCCAUGAGGCUCUCAGGGGACCCUCAGUUUGACAUGCCUGCCUUAAUUACAAUUAUGGUGCAUGACUAAGUAGAAAACCACUGUUUUACUAGCACUUAUGUAGAGUGAAAUCCAAGGGAGCUAGGAAUGUGAAAUACAUUGUGACAGUCAAGUGGGUGCAGAAAUGUUGAGAAAGAUUUUAAUUUCCUCAUUUGUGAACUGCACUGAGGAAGUGCUGGAGGAACAUUAUAUAUAUAUUUUGUACCAAUGAUUUCAAAAUAGAUGCGGAUACUCUAAUGAUGCGUAAUGCUAAAGUAAUAUGCUUUUAGCAUUUAAACACUUUUUAUUUCUCAGAUUAUGUUAUGUUGUCUGGCUGAAACUAAAGGAAUGAGUUCAGUUUUCGACGAUCAACCCUAAAAUGGUUGUAUUACAUGAAAUUAUAUUAUAAAUAACUUGUAACAGAACAUAUUGUUUGCAUUUUUACUUCUAAACAGUUACUCUGUAUAUUUUGUCUUGUGAAUGAUUGCAGCUGAUGAAAUAUUUGUAAAACUGUAUGUUGUACACAUUUGACAAAUGAGGUAUUUGUAUAUAUGUUGGCAUUAACUUGUCUUAUUUGGGUUUUCUUGCAUUGGAAUAAGCUCGUAGUGCACAGUUUUCAAGAGCUGCUGCUCCAAUGUUGAAAAUAUUUAUGCUGGAGAAAGAAAAAUCUCCUUUGUGCAAUCCAACAGCUUUUAUUUCACUUGUUGUUGCUGUUGCUUUGACGACGUUAAAGGUUGAUGUAUUCACAUAUAACUAGGGGAACACAUGGCUGUUCCAUAGAUGUGUGAAAUAGUUGUGUUCCAUGUCUUAUUUGAUGCUGCAAUUCUUUCUAAAUGUGAAAUUUUUGUAGACAUGUGAUGAUGCAUUUGUAGCAGCAAGAGGUUUAUCUAGUCUAUUGCUGUUUAUCUUGUAAAUAGUCUGCAUUCACAGAUAGAAAACAUUUUUUGUGAAAAGAUGAAAAACAGUCAUAAAUAAGCCAAGAGGACUCAAAUUAAAAUUAUUUUAUCAGUUUUGUGUUAUUCUGCUGGGUCAGUCAAUAUUUUGCAAUGUGGCACAUUCACACAAUCAUGUACCACAGCAUUGGGUAUGAAAAGAUUCACUAUCAUCUUCUAACACUUUUCAUUUUGCAAAACUGCAAAGAAGUCUGUUCCUCUACAUUCAAGUCUCCUUUGAUUCCAGUGUGUCUGUAUAUGUGUGUGCAUUUUUAUGCAUGUAUGUAAAUUCUUCAGCUUAAACUGAUUUAUUUCAAAAUGUGAUCUUCACCACUACUACUAUAUAAACAUUAUCUCUCUGCUGUAUAAUCAGAUCUGCAAAGGCAUUCAUGGAGCUGUAAUAAGAGCUGUAGACCAAGAGAGCAACAAAAAUCACAGUAUAUUGUGUUCUGAAAAACAAAUGUUCAUGAGUACUUGCAAGGUUACUUAACAAUUAGGGUUUGAAUAGGUACUCACUCUCUUUUAGGUUUAUGUGCCGCACCUCAUUGGAGCUUUGUUGUGAAAAUAAAGAGCACUUCCUUUUAGUACCAACGAACAGUAAUGAGAAGGACUUAAGAUAGUAAAAAUUAUGAAAAUACUUUGAUUGCUUUAAAUGUUGACGGUUGUUUAUUAAGUAUAUUAAAAUGUAGAUGGGUAAGUAAAAAAAAAUGUUGGGAUGCAGUAGUGCUGUAGAUAUGUUAGUGGCAUUGUAAAGAUGGAUUUUUUUCCCUAGCUGUUUUUACUCUGCUAGACUUUAAGAAAAACCUGAAUCUUUAUAGGCAUAGAAUGGCAUUGUUCAUGCAAGACAUUUGGCCUGUUACAUUUUUGUUUAAUCUGUGAAAAAGCGAAGUUUGACUUAACAAACAGCUGUGUUUCUUUUUUUGAAUUACUACAGCUUCUUGAGUGGAAAUGAGAGGUAGCAUGCAGUAGAUGGAAUGACUGGUGUAAGUGGCAGCUUUGUAAAGAUUUUAUUUGGAAUGAAGGCUAACCCCAUCUGAAUUUCUUGAUCAGCCAUAGCAGAUAAACACUUUUAAGUGAGUGUUCCAUGCUGUGUACCAAAAAUACUGGCCCAAGGCUAUUUACUGUAUAAUUUUUAACAGCUAUUGCUUUAAUGGGAAGUGACCAAAUGCCACAUGAUGAUCAUAGUCACAAUCUAGGCCCAUUCUGUUGAAUUGUAGCUUUUCCUAGCUGUCUUAUUAUGCCAUUCAAGUGAUUUUGCAGAAAAAUUCUUUUUAGAGAAAGCAUUGUAGAAAUUGCCAAUACCAUCUGCAGUUGGAUCUAAUCAAUUCUGAAGUUGCUGUCUUGCCUUAAUUGUUCGAACCAUUUCAUUUAAAGGAAUGUGCUGUUUUAUAUUACAUGCUAGGUAGGUCUAUUGCUUAUUUGUGAUAUGCUUUGUGCUGUGCACCUAGAUGGAUUUUAUGGUUUACUGUUUUUAAUCAUGCACAGUCAAGUGAAAUAAAUAGCUCACUCCCUAAGAGA
This is a messenger RNA of Pomacea canaliculata, 13147 nucleotides long. RefSeq names its product disks large homolog 5-like. Lineage: Eukaryota; Metazoa; Mollusca; Gastropoda; Architaenioglossa; Ampullariidae. The transcript has 31 exons. The coding region runs from base 492 to 6839 and encodes 2115 amino acids. The record is from RefSeq and is a predicted model, not a curated record. Gene Ontology annotation, molecular function: protein binding.